GGUAGUACAGCCCCGGCUCACUGUCAGGCAGGGGGGGUAUCUGGGGUAGUACAGCCCCGGCUCACUGUCAGGCGGGGGGGGUAUUUGGGGCAGUACAGUCAGUGACAUAUCACAGUGAAUGGACAGAGCAGUGAGAAGGAGACACAGGGGAGGGGGGCAGGGGGUAUGAGACCAGACCCAACAUGGCACAGACAGGGACAGACUCAGGACUCUGGGGCUGCCUAUAACUGAGCCCCCCCCCCCCCCAGAAAGCCAUUGGGACGAUGAGACCCCAGCCGGACAGAGGCCUGAACUGGAAGAGACAUCAGUCAGUGCCAAGUCCCACAACUGACCCAGUCACAUUUGAGGACAUUGCUGUGCGCUUUUCAGAGGAGGAAUGGAAGGGGUUACAGGAGGGGCAGAAGGAGCUGUACCGCGAGGUGAUGCAGGACAAUUACCAGAACCUGACUGCUCUGGGACUUGUUAUCACCAAACCAGAGAUUGUGCUAAAGAUUGAGAAGGGGGAGGAUCCAAUCAUCGGCGUCUGUCUGGCUCCGGCACACAAACGUCCCACACACAUGGACGGAGCCCCAAAAGCAGCUCUAGGGCCCAAACAUUCCAAAUACCCACUAAGAAGCCACAGAGCCCCCCCUGGUUCCGCAGAGCGAGUCAGGAGCCUUGGGCAGAAGCAGCCGCCAGAGGAACCGAGUGCCAAGCGCUGUCCGGUGAAGAGGAAACCAACCCAACGGUCUCUGAAGCUGUUGAGAAGGUCUCCAAAAGUGGUCAUGGACACUGGGCUGGGGAACCACGUUACCCACGGGACACUGAACCAGCCUCAGCCAGAGAAACCCCAACAUGGGCCGGCUGGUGCCAGUGUGCCACGUAAUACCCGGAGGGGGCAAGGUAUUGUGUGCAAGAGAGAGGAGCUCUCUGAGGAGAAUGCCCACAUUCCAGGCCUUGGCGUUGGGAAGCCCUAUAGAUGUGCCCGGUGUGGAGAGACUUGGAACAAUCUGCUCGACUUCUUGUCCCACGAGGCGGGAAGCUGCCAGUAUCGCCCCUACGUCUGUAACAUCUGCUCCAAGACCUUCGUGAAGAAGCAGCACCUGAGCUCCCACCGCAAAGUCCACACCGAGGAGAGACCCUUCACCUGCCCCCAGUGCGGCCGCAGCUUCCGCCAGAGCUCCACUCUCACUACCCACCUAUGGAGCCACGCCGGCCACAAGCCCUUCCACUGCUCCUGCUGCCCCAAGAGCUUCAGCCGCAAAACCGACCUAGUGGCUCAUAUGAGGAGGCACACCGGGGAGCGUCCCUACGAGUGCCCCUACUGCUGGGAGAGGUUUAUCCGCAAGAAAUCCCUGCAGAGACACCUGCGCAAACACGCCGGCGAGAGUCUGCAAACCUUCUGGGAAACGCACUGUGCCACGGGCAGUCCCACGGAUGGGUCUACAGAGAGGAACCCAAAACUGGAGCUGUUAGCUACAGAUGGAGCAUUCCGUCUCAUACAGGCUGAUGCCAGCAAAGAGUUUCAUUUCAGAGGGAAGAAUGAGCUGGAGGGAUUAGAAGAAAGGAAUUUAGAGCAAUGUGACAGGAAGCUAAAGGGAGGAGACAGAAGGAAAGCUGAGCGGUGGGACAGGAAGUUGGAGGAGGGAGACAAACAGGAGGAUCACCAAUGGGACAAGGAGCAGGAAGGAAGGAAGGAUCAUGAGUUGCACAAGGGGCAGGGGAAAUCAGAAGGAAGGAAGAAUAAGCAGCAGGACAGGGGGCAGAGGGAAGGAAAAGGACAGGACUAUGAGGCAUGUGAUAUCCAACUGGAGAAAAGAAGCAGAAAGAGGGGUGAGAAGCAGUUGGAGAGAGAGCUCCCGGGGGCAGACAAUAGUGGGGGGGAGUCUGAGGGCAGAAAGCCAGAGGGAGCAGAUAAAGGGGAUGGAGAUCAUCAGGACAAGGGUAGAGAUGAGCAGCAGAACCCGGAGCCCGGAGGAACAGAAAAAAGGAUGGAUCAGCACCAGAAUAGGAAGUUGCAGAAAGCAAACAAAGGGAAGAAUGAGCAGGGGGACAGGAAGUUACAGGAAGCAGACAAAAGGAAGGAUGAGCAAUUGGACAGUAAGUUACAGGAAGCAGACAAAUGGAAGGAUGAGCAGGGGGACAGGAAGUUACAGGAAGCAGACAGAAAAAAGGAUGAGCAAUUGGACAGUAAGUUGCAGGAAGCAGACAAAGGGAAGAAUGAGCAGUGGGACAGGAUGUUGCAGGAAGCAGAGGGAAGGAAGGAUGAGCAGUGGGACAGGAAGUUGCAGGAAGCAGACAAAGGGAAGAAUGAGCAGUGGGACAGGAUGUUGCAGGAAGCAGAGGGAAGGAAGGAUGAGCAGUGGGACAGGAAGUUGCAGGAAGCAGACGGAAAGAAAGGCGAGCACCACAAGAGGAAAUUAUCUGACGCUGAGAGAGGGAACUCUCCAAGAGGGCAGGAAAAACAAGAAAUUGUUGCUGACGUGGAAAAAGAGGAGGAGCCAGGACAGAGCUCUCCUAAUAAGGGGGAAGUUAAAGUGAGGGACCAGGACACACAGACAGAGUUCCCAAGGCAGAAGAAGGCGACCGGGGUGCACCUACCAAUGCUGAGAGAGCUGAGAAGAUUCCGCAGGAUGUCCGAUAGGCUCCAGCAGGAAUGGGACAGCAUGAGGGCCACCAUGGACCUAUUUACUCAGGAGAUGAGGGAGCUGAAGGAGAUGGUGGCGACUGUAUGUUCUGUGAGGGACCCAGUGCGAAUUUGCCCCUCUGGCACAGAAGCUCCCACCUUGGCCGAGCCUCCCUCACAUCCAGCUUGGAUCAAUGCAGAGAGGACUUCACCCCAGCAGGGAGCAGACAGGUUUUCCAUCUCUUCCAGCAGAGCCUCACCAGAGAGCAGCCCCCAGUAUCCUCCUCCUUACCCUCUGGAGAACCUGUCUGACCAGAGUAGGGACGGGACAUCAUGGAUGUACCUGGCGUCUUCCCAUGAAGACUUACUCCCAUCAACAACUGACACAAUUCAGGUCAAAAGGGAAGGUGAGGCGGAAGGGUGCACCUCCCCUGAGGGCCCAACGCUCUAUGAUGAGUGCCGGAUGGGGGACCGGCUGCCCAAUAUCCCCAUGAUGCCCCUCAGCGCCGAGCGGGAAUGGUCUCUGCUGGCCAAGAGUGGAGGCAGGGCGGGGAGGUUUGCGGCUCUGGUGUUCCGCGCCCUCGUUCCAUUUGACAUAUACAAAGGGUGGGUCAACCACGUGAACCUGGAUGGGUUGAGGGGCAGGAGGGGGAUCCCGAUGAACGUCAAGAGGCGCCUGAUGGCCGUUGUGGAGCGUCACUUCACCCUGAGGAAGGGCGAUCACAGCGAGAUACGCAACAGGUUGAACGAGCAGCUGAGGACCCGGCGCAAAAGCGACAAACACCCUCACUGGUUCUUCUGACCCCUCAGGGGCUUUUCAUUGGACAGAAGUUUAUUUUUUUAUUACGGUUAAAUAAAGUAUAUAAAGAAGUUGUUCUACAUAUAAAAUAUAUAUAUUAUAUAGGGACCAGCUGUAGAUACCCAAUCAGAUAUUAUCUUUCUGCAUGUAAGGAGUGCAUCACAGAGGGCCUGAAGCAAGGUAUGCUGGGAAAGCCAGCAGCCAGCCAAUCAGGGCAGACUGAGCCCAACUUAUUGUUCCGAUAGAAUGAAAGUGAUGGAUUCUGUGGCUGCACAUUAAAGGGAAAGUUACCCACGA
Xenopus tropicalis (tropical clawed frog) is the source of this 3701-nucleotide messenger RNA. It is a transcript of the gene znf37a, whose product is annotated as zinc finger protein 37A. The record is from RefSeq and is a predicted model, not a curated record. The transcript is spliced from 6 exons. Gene Ontology annotation, biological process: regulation of DNA-templated transcription. Gene Ontology annotation, cellular component: nucleus. NCBI's taxonomy places the organism in Eukaryota, Metazoa, Chordata, Amphibia, Anura, Pipidae. Bases 264 to 3407 code for a protein of 1047 amino acids.